CAAUUUUUUCCCCUUUUUUCUUUGCCUGCUCCAGACAGUUUUGAUUGUGGGGCACCAUCAUGUUCUUCUUCUUUUCCCUCUUUCAUCAUGUUUCUGACUGUAUUGCAGGUAACAGAUCUGGCAUGAAGAAGCGUCAUUUUAUCAUGACAGAAGAAAUUUUCAAGCAAAAUCCGGGUAUUUGCUCUUCAGGUGCCCCAUCACUCAACCAACGGCAAGAUUUGGCCAUCAAGGUGCACCCGGAAUUGGCAAUGGAAGCAGCAACCAAGGCCAUCGAGGAAUGGGGUCAGCCAAAAUCGGCCAUCACCCAUCUCAUCAUGUGCUCUACGACUGGUGUGGACAUGCCCGGGUUAGACGCGAAGCUCGUCCAUCUCCUUGGCCUUUCCCCUUCCAUCAACAGGCUCAUGCUCUACAGUCUGGGCUGCCAUGCCUCGGGGACUGUCCUCCGGAUCGCCAAGGACAUCGCUGAGAACAAUCCCGAGGCACGAAUUCUCACGGUUUCCGUCGAGACAAAUGUCCUUUUGUUUCAAGCACCUACUGAAGACAAUCCUGCGUCUUUAAUCCCUAGCUGCACCUUUGGUGAUGGCGCAGCAGCUAUGGUUAUAGGCACUGUUCCACUAGACUCGACUGCAGAACGGCCCCUUUUCCAGAUCAUCUCCACCUCACAAAUGCUGGUCCCCGGUACGGUUGGGGCGCUUACACUUGAGUGUCGGGAGAAUGGUAUCGUCACAACUACAUCGAAAGAGGUGCCACAGCUGAUUUCGUCCAACCUGGAGGCAUGCUUGGCCAAAACUUUCAGGUCAGCCACCAACAGCGACGUCGUCAAGGACUGGAACUCCAUUUUCUGGGCCGUGCAUCUCGGAUACACGCAGGUUUUUGACCGGGUGGAAGAGACGCUUGGGUUGAGCAAAGAGAGGCUAAGAGCUUCGAGGCACGUGCGAGAAGAGUACGGGAACAUGUUAAGUGCCACCGUUGUGUUCAUUCUAAAUGAGCUAAGGAAUAAGUCGAUGAAGGAAGGCAUGGCCACCACCGGAGAGGGGCCGGAGUGGGGGGUGCUCUUAGGGUUUGGCCCCGGCAUCACCAUCGAGACUGUCGUUUUGCGAAGUGUGCCCCUGCAAGCGGUGGUGAAGUCACGCCCUUUCCCCGGUUGA
This is a messenger RNA of Rhodamnia argentea, 1148 nucleotides long. RefSeq names its product chalcone synthase 6-4-like. The record is from RefSeq and is a predicted model, not a curated record. The coding region runs from base 60 to 1148 and encodes 362 amino acids. Gene Ontology annotation, molecular function: acyltransferase activity, transferring groups other than amino-acyl groups. Gene Ontology annotation, biological process: polyketide biosynthetic process. Lineage: Eukaryota; Viridiplantae; Streptophyta; Magnoliopsida; Myrtales; Myrtaceae. The transcript has a single exon.